Messenger RNA from Drepanopeziza brunnea f. sp. 'multigermtubi' MB_m1, 1581 nucleotides. RefSeq lists its product as uncharacterized. Gene Ontology annotation, biological process: prenylated protein catabolic process; prenylcysteine catabolic process. Lineage: Eukaryota; Fungi; Ascomycota; Leotiomycetes; Helotiales; Drepanopezizaceae. Gene Ontology annotation, molecular function: prenylcysteine oxidase activity. The record is from RefSeq and is a predicted model, not a curated record.
AUGUUCGCAAUGUUCGCAGAACGGAACUUAUUGCUGACGCUCCUUAUUGCCUUUUUUUGCUGUCAAAGCUAUGCAGAUGACAGUCUCAAAAGAAUUGCGAUUAUUGGAGCCGGAGCCGCUGGAAGUUCUACCGCUUACUACUUGGAGAGAUUUGCCCAGCAGUCCAACAUGGAGCUCAACAUAACCGUAUUUGAGCGUAAUUCCUAUGUAGGAGGUCGCACAACUACCGUGAACGCCUACGGUAACUCACUAGAGUCUGUUGAAGUUGGAGCAAGCAUUUUCGUCGAUAUCAACACGAUCUUGAUGAAUGCUACUGCUUUGUUCGGUUUAACUCAACGUGGUGAUGCUAAUUUUCAAGAAUCGGUUGGAAUCUGGAAUGGGAAUUCAUUCGUCUACACUCAAAACACUGGCAUGCAAUUCUGGGACGUGGCAAAACUCUUCUGGAAAUAUGGACUAGACCCAAUGCGAAUUGAUCGUCUGGUGCAGAGCGUAGUUGGUCGAUUUAAGAAGCUGUACGAAGGUCCGUUCUUCCCAUUUCGAUCGCUCUCUGAUAGAGCUCGUGAACUUGAUCUGGCAUCCGUUAGCUCUCAAACUGGGGCGCAGCUGAUUGCUGCAAAUGGCAUUAGAGCCUCUUUCUCAACCGAAAUUGUCCAGGCCUCUACUCGAAUCAACUAUGGCCAAAAUGUCGCGUCAAUUCAUGGACUUGAGACCAUCGUCUCUAUGGUUACUGGUACUACGUAUCAAAUUCAGGGCGGUAAUUGGCGGAUCUUUGACAGAAUGUUGCAAACUUUGAACGCUACCACACUUCUCGAUACCACAAUCAGUUCCAUCUCCAAGUCUGACGGCAAAUACAACGUCAAGAUCGUCUCCAAGGACUCGAUCACCCAGGAACUGUUGGAAAAAGAAGAGCCGUUCGAUACAGUCGUUCUUGCGGGUCCCUUCCAGUACGCCGACAUCGAAUUUGAGAGAGAUCUCCUAAACCGAGUACCUGACGAAAUACCUUAUGUGACCCUCCAUGUAACUCUCUUCACAAGCAAAAGAACCAUGAGCCCUUCGUUCUUCAAGCUAGCUCCUGGGGAAUCAGUCCCCACCACGAUUCUGACCACUCUCCCGCCUGGCGAAGUACCAGACCCUACAAAGAGUGCCGGAUCUCCAGGAUUCUUCACUAUCACCACGCUUAACCGAGUAGUCAAUCCCAGCACAUUAGACGAAGAGUAUUUAUACAAGGUCUUCUCGCGCGAGGAGUUAGACAGCAGUUUUCUGUCAAGGCUUCUCGGUACAGAUCUUCCCAAUGAUCUCAGCACUGUAAAAGCUGACAGUGGUGAUGCGAUCACGUGGUACUACCACAAAGUCUGGCAAGCCUACCCUUACGGGUCCCCCCGCAGCACAUUUGAAGAACUCGAGCUCGCACGAGAUUUCUAUUACACUGGCGGUAUGGAGAGCUUCAUCAGCACCAUGGAAACAAACGCUCUGAUGGGAAUGAAUGUUGCCAAGCUUAUCGUUGAUGAUUAUCGGCGAUUGUCGGAGGAGCAGGCAAGUAGAAGUGGGCAAGCUGUUAUUACGGAUAUGGAAUUGGAUUAA